AUGAAGCAAAAUCAGUUCGUGUCCUCCUCGGCAAGGAAAGCUCGUAAGGCCCAUUUCAAUGCUCCUUCACAUAUUAGGAGGAAGUUGAUGAGUGCUCCGUUAACCAAAGAUUUACGUAAUAAGCAUGGAAUCCGUUCUAUACCGAUCAGGAUAGAUGAUGAGGUCACUGUUACUCGAGGACAUUAUAAAGGAAACGCUGGACGCGUAAUGCGUGUUUACCGUAAGAAAUUUGUUAUCCAUAUUGAUAAAAUUACUCGUGAAAAAGCAAAUGGUUCUACGGUGCACAUUGGAAUCCAUCCAUCAAAGGUAGCACUGACAAAACUAAAGAUGGAUAAGGAUCGGCGAGCGAUGAUUGAAAGAAAAGCUGCCGGUCGAGCUCGUAUAACAGGACUAUUGAAGGUCGAUGUAUUAUCAGAUAUGGGUGAUGUUGUAGUGCAUGCUGAAACAAAUGACGAGAAGCAUUUCAAAAUCUUUCAAAAUGCUCACUUUCUCAUUCUUGGAG
Molecule: messenger RNA, 502 nt
Organism: Acanthocheilonema viteae
Lineage: Eukaryota; Metazoa; Nematoda; Chromadorea; Rhabditida; Onchocercidae
Source: the annotation of a GenBank genome assembly